Molecule: messenger RNA, 1080 nt
Organism: Fusarium redolens
Lineage: Eukaryota; Fungi; Ascomycota; Sordariomycetes; Hypocreales; Nectriaceae
Exons: 1
Coding region: 120-779 (219 amino acids)
Source: RefSeq, a predicted model, not a curated record
CACGAUAAGUUCUGCUUAUCUCACAUGCCAGUGACACCGUGGUAAAGUUGAUCCGAAAUGGUACCCUUCGACUAGGAAAUAUCACGAUCCUGCCGGGCAAUGAAAGUUUUAUCCAUAAUAUGAAGUACAUCAUUAGCAAGUUUACAUUCGGCAAAGCCUUCCGAGGCUAUAUGGACUCUGCAUCUCCGGAGCUGGCGGGGUCCUUAGAGAGCAUCAAUCAUGGCUUGGCUGGGAUCACGACCGGUACCUACGAAGAAACUCUCCAGGGUGAUGACAGAGGCUGCCCCAGCACCCCUGUUAUCGAUCGAAGGGUUUCACAGAACCGCCACCCACAAUGUACUUGCCCUCCAUCCCGGCGCUCGCUCUCUCGCCUCCGUAACCCUCACGAUGAGCUUCCCACGGGCACCGAUUUCCACUUCAUCCUUAUCUCCGAGAUCCAGGUCAUUGCAACCAACCUCAAAGAAUCCAAGCCGCAUCGCUACACUUUCGACCAAUGGGCCUGGUACCUGAAACUUAUCGGCGAAGAUGAACACAAUGCACAGGCGCAUCGCAAGGCUAAGCCAAGGGAAAAGCGCCUGGAUCUGAAUGAUGAUGACGUAGAUAAGGAGCCGACGUGGUCGUGGGUCGGGAAUUGCAAUCCUUUGAUAGGUAGUCAAGAGGAGAGUGAGUGGAUUCUUGAUAAGUUGAUAUAUAGACUACGAGAGUCGCUAUCGCCAGAGAGGAGGCGGCACCAGUGGAAUGGUGCCGAGAAGGCAUAUGGGGAGGCGCAGGAGGUGUAGAAUUUGGAUGGAGAUGGUAGCGAUAUGAAGCAACAAGGAUGACACUUGUCUCUUGAAUCGGUCAUUUACACAUUGCGAUGAAGACCAUGGGUUGUUCUUGUUCCCGGCUACUUAAUAUAUGUAUGGGAUGAAGUUAGACUAGUUUAAAUAGGAUUGGGCAAUGUGUUCGAAGAUGCCAGUAAUUUCGACCACUUACUUGACAGAUCUCCUCGGUGUCCACAAGCCUCAAUCCCAUACUUACACCACAUGACGACAGUACAAGCGGGGUAUGGAAAGAUAGUUCAAUGAAGCAAUUUCGGCC